Gigantopelta aegis is the source of this 2822-nucleotide messenger RNA. RefSeq lists its product as uncharacterized. Lineage: Eukaryota; Metazoa; Mollusca; Gastropoda; Neomphalida; Peltospiridae. The coding region runs from base 210 to 968 and encodes 252 amino acids. The transcript is spliced from 2 exons. The record is from RefSeq and is a predicted model, not a curated record.
UGUUUGACAUCCAAUUGAAUAGUAGAUAAUUAGAAAAUCAAUGUGCUCUAGUGGUGUCAUUAAACAAAACAAACUGUUAACUUUUAUUACAACAAUCUCUUUUGCAUUAGUUGACGUCAGUUCGACACUCGACAAAGCCGUUCACAGGAAGAGGUGGCUACACACACUCUCAGGGACGCCCCCCAGUAUCUUCGUGGUCAGCGCCCUCUAUGCGUGGCGGAUUCGAACACAGGAGAGGGAGAGGGUCGGCUGCAAGAGGCUAUCCUGUAAGGGGGAGAACUCCACAUCUAAGCCCCCCAAGGGGGAGAACUCCAUUUUCUGACAUUAAACAGUCCCUGGAUUCUAACAAUGAUACAGAGUGGACAGCGCCAUCUACACACAGCAGAUUCAAACACAAGAGAGGGAGAGGGUCGGCUGCAAGAGGAGGCUAUCCUGUAAGGGGGAGAACUCCAUUUUCGGACACUACACAGUUCCAGUAUUCUAACGAUGAUACAGAGAUCUGGGAGAUGGAAGACAUUGAAAAUAUCGACAACAACUUGGGAAACGACCAAUCGGAUAAUUGGAAUGACCAGCCAAUACCACUUAUGGAUAUCAAAAUUACAUUUAAUGUGAACAAUUCAUCGUCCAGCCAUCGGUAUGACAGUGCGAAAGGAAAUCGGAAGGUGAGGUCAGUUCGACACCUGACAAAGCCAUUCAGAGGAAGAGGUGACUACACGCACUCUCGGGGACGCCCUCCAGUAUCUUCAUGGUCAGCGCCCUCUGUGCAUAGUGGUGGAUUCGAACACAAGGGAGGACGAUGGUCAGCCCCAAGGGGAGGCUGCUCUGAAUGGGGGAGAAUUCCACUUUUAAGGACUCCAACCGAGAAAGCUCCAUGUUUCACCAAUCCAAGGGAGAGAACUCCUUUUAGGCACAUGAGAUGGUGCCAGCAGAUGGCCAUAGAUCACAGUUAUCUUCCCAUUUACAUGUAAAGCAAACUCCUGAAAUAUAUAGGCACGAGUAGUCUCAGGAGAUAGGAUUUGAAAUUUCAUGGGAAACACUUUGUUUGUUCUGUGCCUUGUGAUCAUGGGAACCAAUUGGAAACUGUUUUAUUUUUCUGUGAAAUCCAAAGGCCUGUGUCUGCUAUUUGGCUGUGAUUAUUUUUUAUUACAUACUUAUUCAAUCUUACUAUAGUGAUAGACAUUUUGAAACCGUGUGAUAAAUUUAUUUUGUAUCGCACAUACAUAAUGAUUAUAAAAUCCACUGCAUGUUUGGAGUGAGCGAGUUUCAGAAAAACCAUCUACAAAAGGAUGAGUGACAGAAAUAAUUUCUAGUUCAAUGAUUCUUAUAAUUUUAGUAUAAUGAUUAUAAAAUCCACUGCAUGUUUUUUUGUAUACCAUGAGGUCACUCCUUCUCUCAGCUGAUAUAUGUUACAUCACUAAAAGGAAUGCAUACAGCAUUACAUAUUAUGUGACGUCCAGUACUAUUGUUGAUUAUGGAAUGACGUAAUACAGAGGUACCAACCUCCUAAACAACAAAACCAAUUAACCAAUGAAAAAGGCACAUUACCGUGUAAGAGACAUGUGCUAGCACGGAUUUCAGGCACCUUUCUACUGGAAUAUUGAACUAUCAAUAAUACACUGAGGACUCCAAGACACUGGCACAUGAUUACAGUUGUUAACAGUUCUAACUGCAAACUGACAAAUAUGGUGCAAGCACCUCUUAGUAGGAUUUAUAUCAGUUUUUUGUGUCAAAAUCUUCAUUUUCAAAGUUGUCGACAACAAAAAACAUAUGUUGUGUACUGAUAUAACAUAUACAGGACCUAUUCAUAUUAAUAUGCAUUUAUAUGCGCUGUUUUGUCUUUUACCAAGUGGCCACAUGUAUAACACAGUAAAUUAGGUAAAUUCAAGAAAAUAUGUCAAAACAUGUCUAAUAUUCCCGCAGAAUAGUGUAUAAAAUUUGUUGCAAAUGUCUUCACUUUUUUUACCUUCACCAUGUCUUUAAGAUAAUAAGGCACCAAGCCCCCAAUUAUCAUCUCUAAAAUAUUAAAUUUCACAGGUACAGAUUUUAUUAAAGAAAAUUUUAUUUGAAUUUAGGUUAAAAUGUUUAAACACAGUCUCCAUAUAUUUUAAAUUUAAAGGUGAUAUCCAGGUAGUCUGUGAGCAUUACUUUAAUGUACCGUAUAUCAUUAAAAUGCAUUAGUGUGGGCCAGUUUUUAUAAAUAAAAUUGUACUGAUAGGCCACAGAUCACAGUUAUCUUCCCAUUUUUUGUUUACCAAAACCCGGAAAUAAUCCGCACAAGUAGUCUGCUGUUUGACUGAUUAUUUUUUGUUUGACAGCUUUGUAGUGACAAUUAUUUGACUGAAAUUGUCGGGGAAGAGCAUGUAAUUUGAAAACAUGUAACUUAUUUUUUGUGGUAAUUCCCGCAUAUGUAGUACUUUUAGUGUAAAAUAACUGCACUUUGUCAGGUUUAGCAGGCGUGUUGGACUUAUAUCCUGGGAGAAUAAGUUGACCUCACAUUCGUUGAGAUAUACUGUUACUUUUAUCUUGUUCAUCCAAUAGGAUUUCAAAUCACACCUGAAAACCUCAAUAGAACGACCCCUGCCCAAGUCUAGGGGGUUAAUACAAGCUGUUCAAACCGAGGAAAUAUACUAUAAUAUUACCUAGUAACAUGAUAUGUUCUGUAUCACUGUACCCCUUUAAGUGCCGUACUUACUUUUUAUUCAUCUACUUAUGAAAUCCAACCAGUGCACAACUGGUAAAAGGCUGUGGUAUGUGCUUUCCUGUCUGUGUGAAAGUGCAUAUAAAAGAUCCCUUUCUGCGUUAAGAAAAAUGUAGCAGGUUUC